GGGUCUACUGUCAUUUUUCACUGCAGUAAUCUGAGUGACACCAAGCAGGUGAGUGGCACCGCUUCAGCCUUCGUUGUCUUUGAGUGCAAUUUUAUCGUGUAAUACAGAACGAGGUUGCGAUGAUGAUCUGUCACUGACACUCUUGUGGUGCCAUGCUGCUGUGUAUCCUGGAGGUGUUUGUGUGGACGACUUUUCAUCAGUCUGCUUGCAUCCCGUGCCGUUCACCUCCAUCUCUAAUUUCUCUACCCUGUCUGGAAAAAGGUCUUUACUUAUAGCUGGAAUAUGCCCAAUGUAGCGCUGAGGAUGCACAGGUGGAAUUCUCUCCUUUGGAAAUGGCCGGUCCAAUUUUCCUCCCUGUACCUGGGCUUACUGUAUUUCCUCUGCUCUUCCUCUGGGGUUUCAGCCAGCAUUUGCACAGUAACAGGCGGCGUGUUUGGCAUCCACUACAGCAGCGUUAUCGGGCUGGGUUGGCAGGCGCUAGCGGUGGACAAUGGGGGACCUCGGUGCUGGGAAUCCUGCUGCAUGAAGCCCUCAUGCGGUGCUGUGUGGAGCCUCGGUGGACGCUGCGUGUUACUGGCCUGUGUUAAAACGGAUGGCUGCUCUAUCACGUCGCUCCCUCAGCCGGAUGAAGAAUCUGUGGGGCUUUUACAGCAGCUGAACAAGAGGAUGCGAAGGAGGAGGAAAGUUCGGCACGUUCAGAAUGUCAGAGUGAUCAGGGACACAGACAAUGACCAACUACCCGAACCUACAGCAGCACUGACCACAACUCCUCUACAUACAGCCAGUGAAACUAUCGGCCAAUCCACCAAAGGCAGGGACGAACAGGCAUCCCCCUUGGCUUCUGAGCAUAAUUCAACAACAGUCAUUGUCGAUCAUUCAACAAUGUCCAACAACAGCAGUCCGUCACCACAACCCUCACCAACAACACCAGCUGUGCGGGAACUGGUCGUGUCUGCCGGCAAGAGUGUGGAGGUCACUUUACCGCGCAAUGAGGUGGAGCUGAAUGCUUUCGUACUCCCAGAGCCCCCUUCAGAGACUAGCUAUGUGUUUGACUGGCGUUUGAGGACUCAUCCGAAAGACUACAGUGGAGAAAUGGAGGGUAAACACAGUAAAACGCUCAAGCUCAGUAAGCUCACAGUGGGUCUGUAUGAGUUUGAGGUAGUGGUGGAAGGUGAGGGCGCUCAUGGUGAAGGAUAUGUCAAUGUUACUGUCAAACCAGAGCCACGAGUGAAUAAACCACCUGUUGCUGUGGUUUCUCCGAAGUACCAGGAGAUUUCAUUGCCAACGAGCACCACUGUGAUUGAUGGCAGUCAGAGUACAGAUGAUGAUAAAGUGGUGUCGUGGAAAUGGGAGGAGGUUAAGGGGCCUCUAAGAGAGGAAAAGGCCUCGGGUGAUAAAGAUAUUCUCACCCUCACAGGCCUGGUUCCUGGUAACUACACCUUCAGUCUCACUGUGACUGACUCGGAUGGAGCUCAAAAUUCAACCCAAGCCAUGUUGUUAGUCAACAAGGCCACAGACUACAGGCCCACAGCUAAUGCUGGACCCAACCAGGUCAUCACGCUGCCACGCAACUACAUUACGCUGUAUGGCAACCAGAGCACUGAUGACCACGAGAAUCUGUCGUACGAGUGGUCGCUCAGCCCUGAGAGUAAAGGCAAAGUGGUGGAGAUGCAGGGUGUGAGGACGCCCAUCCUGCAACUUUCUGCUAUGCAAGAAGGUGACUACACCUUUAAGCUAACUGUCACCGACUCGUCCGGGCAGCAAGACUCGGCUCAGGUCACUGUGAUUGUCCAGCCAGAGAAUAACAAGCCUCCCGUAGCAGACGCUGGACCAGACAAGGAACUGACACUGCCGGUCGAUCGCACCAUGCUCGAUGGAAGCAAAAGCACAGACGAUCAAAAAAUUGCGACGUAUCACUGGACUAAAACAAAGGGCCCGGAAGGGGUGAAAAUUGAAAAUGCAGACACUGCGAUUGCCACAGUGACCGGCUUGCAAGAGGGCGAGUACAUUUUCAUGCUGACAGUGUCGGAUGAAAGGGAUCUGGAAAAUUCUGAUACAGUUUCAGUCAUUGUCAGAGAAGAGGAUGACCAGCCGCCUGUCGCCAAAGUGAUUUCCAGUCCUCCGAUUUCUCUGCCUGUCCGCAUGGCAGUUCUUGAUGGUUCACGGUCAUCGGAUGAUAAAAGUGGAAUCAGUUACGUCUGGUCCCGUGAUGAAAGCAGUCCAGCUGCAGGGGAUGUUCUCAAUAACUCGGACCACCAGCCGGUGCUGUUUCUUGGUAAUCUGGUGGCAGGAAAGUACACUUUUACAUUGAUAGUUACCGACAGUAAGGGGAAGACCAGUACUGACAGAGGCACCGUAGAGGUUCGACCAGAUGUGUACGAGCGAGACUUGGUGGAAUUGAUCCUGGAAGUUGGUGUGGCUCAGGUGUCUAGCAGACAGAAGGACAUGUUGAUCAGACAGGUUGGCGUCCUGUUGGGUGUCCUGGACAGUGACAUCACCGUGCGAGAGAUUAGCGCCUUCAAUGAGCAUAGCACUCGCUUGGUAUUUCUGGUAUCAGGAGGACCCGGGCGACCUCCGUUGUCCGGCCACAGUGUCGCCCUGGAACUGCGCAACAAACUUCGAAAGCAAAAAAAUGACUUCUUAAUCUUUAAGGCCCGGCGGGUGGACACAGUUGUAUGCCAGCUAAACUGCUCCGGUCACGGGGAAUGCGACUUUUUCACCAGACGUUGUGUUUGCCACCCGUUCUGGAUGGAGAAUUUAAUCAGAAUUCAUUUCGGCGACGCCGAGACCAACUGUGAAUGGAGUGUAUUGUAUGUUACAAUAGCAUCAUUCAUGAUCGUGAUUGCUAUAGCAGCAUUAAUCUGGGGUGUGGUGUGCUGCUGUAGAAGACGAAAAGGAAAAGUGAGACGAAAGAGCCGCUAUAAAAUGCUGGGGGAAGAUGAACAAGAGACUCUGGAGUUACAGUUACCUAGAGCUGGUCGGAAAAAGACGCUCUCAGUUCCAACAUCAUCUGCGCUCAUGCACUCAGAUUCUGAUCUGGAAAGUGAUGACGGCCAGGCAGGUGUCCCCUGGUCUGACCGAGAGCGAGGAAAACUCCUGCCACCCCAAAACGGAUCUAUCCGUAACGGCCAAGUUCCUCAUAAACUUAAAACUCAAAGACAGGAGCUGCUUUAGCAUAGGAGCCAAACCCCUUAUUAUCACACCAACUGCACUGUUCACCUCUUAACCACUUCCACCUUUAGUUUUAUUUUUAAUGAAGGACUUUCAGGAUGACCUCUGAAACUGCACCUCCGGGUUGAAUCCCAGCCCACUCUGAGCCAAAAUAAAAAUAGGUCGAUGAAAUAAAAAAGAAGAGGGAAUUUUUUCCUUGGAUGUGUUGAGCCAUGCACCACAAAAAAAGACAAUGAGAAUGUAUCUGCUUAACUACGGAGAAAGACGUUAUUUGUACAGGUCACAAGUUGGAAAGCAUCAAGCAUUGCAGUGUUCUCACCGGAAUGUCACAUCACACUGAGGAUGACUGAACACUGCCGGGCACGUGUAUUAAUUAGUAUGUGUGAUGCAGAGAGCGAUACGUGAGCAUGGUACCCACUGUGCCACAUUGUAUGACUGCAUGAAGAUUUUGGUUUCUUUUUUAUAGUUGGCAUGCUUUGAAUUGUGCAUAUGCUACUUUUCUCUGCAAUCCAGUGGCCAUAUGUAUGUUAGAAGUGGAUUUUCGCCACUUUAAACACCAGCAGAAGAUCUGAGCUGUGAAGUCUGCAUCAUAAUAGCCAUGUUUGUCAAGGUGAGAGUAAAUGCUGCUGGGUCUUUGUCAAGCACUGGAAAUCACAUUUGAUGUUACACUGGAACAGAUCACAUUGUUGAUGGUGGUUUUGAUAAUGGAUAUGACAGAAGGGGGUCUUGGUUUACUCCUCAUCUCAACAUCCCAACCUUUGAUGAUCUCUACCAUCGUGUCAGUUUUAAAUCAGUUUGUUUUAGUCAGUAAAUCUUAAGAACAUGCAUUGGAACUUUUGGUUUGCUUUUAAAAUAUUUUCUGUUCAGCUUUUUGAGAUACAGAACUUCCAACGUUAUGCUGAAGAACUGAACGUUAAUAGGAUGAGAUGUGCGUGACCCCUCUCAUGUCUGAGUCUUGCACAUUCUUGUGAAUGCAUGAGUAUUUAGAUACCUCCACAGACUGGCAAAAUGAAGUGGUAUUGAUUUUUCUUUUUUUAUUCAUGUUUUUUGUUUUAGUGAAGGAUUAUCUGUUUCAUGUGAAUUGUUCUCAUAAAACUGGAGUAAAUAAAAUAUAUUUACUGCUAUCUUUUUUAUUAAUGUUUACACCUAAAUGCUUUUGGAUUUCACCAGAAUGUACACAGUCGUGUAAACUUUACCUUAUAGGGAAGUAAAGGGUUUUGUAAUGCAAGAACCAAACCGCAAGUUUAGUCUUAAAAUGUCUGUUUAAAAAGACUGUUUACACUCCAUUAUAUUUAUCACUUUCUCUGUCAGGUUAGAUCUGUCAAGGAUUAAAACAACUUGUAUCCCUA
Molecule: messenger RNA, 4520 nt
Organism: Misgurnus anguillicaudatus (oriental weatherfish)
Lineage: Eukaryota; Metazoa; Chordata; Actinopteri; Cypriniformes; Cobitidae
Product: KIAA0319-like ortholog
Biological process (GO): neuron migration
Cellular component (GO): membrane; cytoplasmic vesicle; Golgi apparatus
Source: RefSeq, a predicted model, not a curated record